AUGCGUGUGGUGCGAUUCGGCUUACACCUCUUGGCACCCAGAGAACAAGGACAUCACCCUUACGGAAGCGGUCGAAGCGAUCACAAAAUACGAUUGCAAGCAUGUCGUCAUCACAGGGGGCGAACCGUUCAUCCAAGUCAAGGAGUUGGUGGAACUCUGCCAAGAACUGGAACGACGCGGUCAUCACAUCACUAUCGAAACGAAUGCGACCAUUUUGCGCCUGUGGCAGCACACCUCAUCUCCAUGAGUCCCAAACUGCGAAACUCCAAUCCGCCCGGUGACAACCGUUACUUUCAGAGACAUGAGCGCGGACGCAUCUGCCCCGAUGUUAUCCGGCAAUUCCUUGAUCGGUACGAGUGCCAAGUCAAGUUUGUCGUUGAUCAACCGGCGGAUAUCGAAGAAAUUCAAGCGCUACAAGCAGAAAUCCCACUCCCCACAGAAACAAUUGUGCUGAUGCCCCAAGGCAUAACCCCCGAAGAGUUAGCACCUAAACAGGAGUGGCUUGUAGACAUCUGCAAGGAACACGGCUAUCGCUAUUCGCCACGGGUUCAUGUUGAUAUUUGGGGCACCAAACGAGGGGUGUAA
Molecule: messenger RNA, 585 nt
Organism: Geodia barretti
Lineage: Eukaryota; Metazoa; Porifera; Demospongiae; Tetractinellida; Geodiidae
Source: the annotation of a GenBank genome assembly